CGCGCGCGCGCGUUCACGAUUAGAAUUUCAAAGAUGUGUGGGGAAGUGAUUCUAUUUGUUUCUUCCCUAUCGGUUGUACUUUAAAUUUGACAGUUGUUAUUAAUUUUCUAACUGGAUGGGCAAUUCCAACGUAAAGAAAAAAUACCACGACCAUCAGAAAUAUGCUAGUCAGUAUAGUCUCAUUGACAUCAUCGGUGGAAGUUGUGCUGGGUCAACAAGAUCUUCUCAAGUAGAAAUCAAAUCAUGGUCACGUACCUCUUGUAGAAGUUCUUCUAAAACGGCCUGGCCAAUACCUAGGUCCGAAACUAUCUUUCUACCAGAAUUUAAAGUCAGAAAGAUGACUUUAAAUACAGAAUAUAGUUUUCUCGACGUCAUUGCUAAAGGUGCAUAUGGAAGAGUUUAUAAAGUUCAAAAUCGGGAAAAUAGGCAAGUUUUUGCUUUGAAAGUUAUUAGCAAAGCUAAAAUUGUCAGUGAGAAUGCUGUUACUCAGGCAAAACAGGAGGUAGCUAUACAAAGAAUGGUGGGACAUCAUCCCUUUAUAGUAAAUUCUACCCAUAGAUGGCAAAGUAGUAAAACAUUAUAUAUAUUAACAGAUUACAUGUGCGGUGGAGAAUUAUUUUCUUUAGUAGAGGAAUAUGGAUGUUUGCCUGAAGAAGUAGUUAGAAUAUAUGUUGCCGAGGUCGCUUUAGCUAUCGAUUUUUUACAUAAUGCUGGGGUGGUGCACAGAGAUUUGAAAGCAACAAAUAUUUUACUGGAUGAAGACGGGCAUGCAGUUAUUAUAGAUUUUGGUUUAUCCAAGUGGUUACAUCGUACGCAAAGGACAAAUACUUUUUGUGGGACUCCUGAGUACAUGGCACCAGAAAUUUUAAAAAGGCAAUCUUAUGGACAAGAAGUGGACUGGUGGUCUCUUGGCGUUUUGAUGUGCUUUCUCCUCACUAAUCGGUAUCCAUCCAUUGCACCAUGCGAACUUUUCUCAGAUCGCAUCGAGCAGAAUUCUCCCCUCCCACCGGGAACUUUACCAGUCGGUACAAAUCUCUCUCACGCAGCAACAGAUCUUCUCAAACGAUUAUUGCAGCCGGAUCCAUUAUUGAGACUUCGAUCGAUAUUAACCCUUCAAACGCUUGCUUUUUAUAUGGGCCAUAACGUGCAAAGUUAUAUGUAUAAAAAAGAAUCUCCAUUUAAGAUAUUGGGCAGGUCGAAAGAGGCAUCGAAGAAUUCUUUGAAUGCACAAAUGCGCUUUGACUUCGCCGACUUCGACUCCUUCGUCGUUAGAGAUCGUUGAAUGUGUAGAGCAAUGGUGAAAGAGAAAUCCGCACUAUAGUAAAAAAUGCAGCGUCUAUGUUCUAUAUCCAUUAAAUUUAUGGCGUAAACCAUUAUAAAACAAGAAUGAUGAACAGCCUUAAGCUUAAAUAAUUUAUAAUUUCAAUUAUUUUAUAUUCAUUUAGUCAAUGUAUGCGUGUAUGGAGUAAAUCUAACUAAUCUUGAAACAAUAGUA
Messenger RNA from Vespula pensylvanica (western yellowjacket), 1495 nucleotides. RefSeq names its product serine/threonine-protein kinase S6KL (gene S6KL). The record is from RefSeq and is a predicted model, not a curated record. The transcript is spliced from 9 exons. NCBI's taxonomy places the organism in Eukaryota, Metazoa, Arthropoda, Insecta, Hymenoptera, Vespidae. Gene Ontology annotation, molecular function: ATP binding; protein serine/threonine kinase activity. Gene Ontology annotation, biological process: protein phosphorylation. Bases 116 to 1282 code for a protein of 388 amino acids.